CAGAGGGUCAGUACAGUCCUGGCCCAGGGUGGGAGCGGAAGCGCAGGCCGCAGGCCCUGGGAGGGAGUGAAUCCCGGAGCCGCACCAUGGGGAACCGGGGGAUGGAGGAUCUCAUCCCGCUCGUCAACAAACUGCAAGACGCUUUCAGCUCGAUCGGCCAGAGCUGCAACCUCGACCUGCCGCAGAUCGCAGUGGUGGGCGGGCAGAGCGCCGGCAAAAGCUCGGUGCUGGAGAACUUCGUCGGCAGGGAUUUCCUUCCUCGUGGCUCUGGAAUUGUCACUCGCCGGCCACUCGUCCUGCAGCUCAUCAAUGCAAAAACGGAGCAUGCCGAGUUUCUGCACUGCAAAGGGAAGAAAUUUACAGAUUUUGAUGAGGUUCGGCAGGAAAUUGAAGCUGAGACGGACAGAGUUACUGGGAGCAAUAAAGGGAUCUCGUCAAUUCCCAUCAACCUGAGGGUGCAUUCCCCACAUGUGUUAAAUCUGACAUUGAUUGAUUUACCGGGUAUCACCAAGGUGCCAGUUGGUGAUCAGCCAGCUGAUAUCGAGCACCAGAUCAAAGAAAUGAUCAUGCAGUUUAUCAGCAAAGAGAACUGCCUCAUCCUGGCUGUCACUCCAGCAAACUCUGACCUCGCCAACUCAGAUGCACUCAAGAUUGCCAAGGAGGUUGACCCACAAGGUUUAAGGGUCAUUGGUGUGAUUACAAAGUUGGAUCUAAUGGAUGAAGGGACUGAUGCCCGCGACAUACUGGAAAACCGGCUCCUUCCUCUUCGCAGGGGCUACAUUGGCGUGGUGAACAGAAGCCAGAAAGAUAUUGAUGGUAAGAAGGAUAUCCGUGCAGCCCUGGCGGCUGAGAGGAAGUUUUUCCUGUCUCACCCCUCAUACCGGCACAUGGCUGAUCGUAUGGGGACCCCACACUUGCAGAAGAUACUGAAUCAGCAACUGACGAACCACAUCCGUGAAACCUUGCCUGCGUUGAGGAACAAGUUACAGAGUCAGAUGCUGUCCCUGGAGAAGGAGGUUGAGGAAUAUAAAAACUUCCGGCCAGAUGAUCCCACCAGGAAAACCAAAGCACUCCUCCAGAUGGUGCAACAGUUUGGGGUGGAUUUUGAGAAGAGAAUUGAAGGCUCGGGUGACCAGGUGGAUACAGUGGAACUGUCUGGAGGUGCAAGAAUUAACCGCAUCUUCCACGAACGAUUCCCAUUUGAGCUGGUGAAGAUGGAGUUUGAUGAGAAGGAGCUGAGAAGAGAGAUCAGCUAUGCAAUCAAAAAUAUCCAUGGUGUCAGGACGGGGCUCUUCACCCCAGACAUGGCAUUCGAAGCCAUAGUGAAAAAGCAGGUGCACAAGUUGAAGGAGCCGUGCCUGAAGUGCAUUGAUAUGGUGGUCUCCGAACUGGCGACUGUCAUCAGAAAGUGUAGCGACAAGCUCAACUCCUUUCCCAGGUUACGAGAGGAGACGGAGAGAAUUGUAACCACUCAUGUCCGAGACCGGGAGGGAAAGACCAAGGACCAGAUCCUCUUGUUGAUUGACAUCGAACUGUCCUACAUCAACACAAACCACGAGGACUUCAUCGGAUUCGCAAAUGCACAACAGAGGAGCAGCCAGUUAACAAAGAAACGAGCGGUUCCAAAUCAGGGUGAGAUUCUGGUUAUUCGCAGAGGUUGGAUCACUAUCAAUAACAUCAGCAUCAUGAAGGGUGGCUCCAAGGAAUAUUGGUUUGUGCUGACAGCGGAGUCACUGUCCUGGUACAAGGAUGAAGAGGAAAAGGAAAAGAAAUACAUGUUGCCACUUGACAACCUGAAGCUGAAGGAUGUGGAGAAAGGUUUCAUGUCCACCAAGCAUGUCUUUGCCAUCUUUAACACAGAGCACAGGAAUGUUUAUAAGGACUAUCGGCAAAUUGAAUUGGCUUGUGAGUCCCAGGAGGAUGUGGACAGUUGGAAAGCAUCGUUCCUGAGGGCAGGGGUCUAUCCAGAGAGGGAGAAUGCUGAGAAUGAUGAGGGGGGCAGCAGUCCAGACACUUUUUCGAUGGACCCCCAGCUAGAGCGACAGGUUGAGACGAUCCGUAACCUGGUGGAUUCCUACAUGGGGAUCGUCAAUAAAUCGAUCAGGGAUCUGAUGCCAAAGACCAUCAUGCACCUCAUGAUCAACAAUACCAAGGACUUUAUCCACUCGGAGCUACUCGCUUUCCUGUAUUCAUCCACUGACCAAAGCAGCUUAAUGGAGGAGUCGGCUGAACAGGCACAGAGACGAGAUGAAAUGUUGCGAAUGUAUCACGCCAUCAAGGAAGCUCUCAGCAUCAUCGGGGACAUCAGCACUACCACCAUCACUGCACCCCUGCCUCCCCCAGUCGAUGAUUCCUGGCUCUCUGUUCAGUCAGGGGGGGGACACAGUCCAACACCUCAGCGCCGACCCCAUUCUGCAGUGGGCCCGCCAGGCCGACCUCCUGGGGUCCGGGGAGCGACCCCCGGCCCCAUGUUAAUACCAACUCCUGUGGUGGGUUUUGGGGCUCCUCCUAUUCCCUCCAGACCUGUUCCCACGAACGAUGCCUUCGGGGCACCACCUCAGAUUCCUUCUAGGCCGGCACGUAUCCCACCUGGACCUCCCGGCCUACCCAGCAGAAGACCACCCGCUGCUCCGACCCGGCCCACAAUUAUCCGAACAGCCGAGCAUUCCCUACUGGAUUAAACAGUGGGAUUUAUCCUGUGAAGCAUUUUAUUGUAGGCUAUAGUUGGUGAUUAGCCUGACCUUAUUCUCACGCAUUUAAUCCACUGAGGGGCAGUAGUGGUGUGAAGGGCAGGACCCACAUUUACCAGAGUGUUAUCCAGACCUCUUGGCUUUUCACACUAGCUGGGAGCACCAAGCUGUUCUUAACUGAACUUUAUUUAAACAAGAAUUUACAAAUUUGGUUGUUUGUUCCCCGAGUACUAGAAUUGGAGACGGUUUCUCUCACUCACUGCUCCCUUGAUGUUCCUGAUUGAGAAACUUUGCACUCCCUAAAUAAACAGCAAAAUCGUCUUAGUGCCUUUUUUCAAUUGUUGGGAUCGUUGUUCCCAGCAGUUUUGCAUAAAUGAGAGUUAUAACUAUGUUAACUUGUCCUGUCUCCAAGCAUCUACUUACAUUUUUUUGGGGGGUGGGAGGAAGUAGUAAACAUCCAAGGUUUUACACUGUCUGAUGCCACAAGUAAUUGGAGCAGUGUGUGUUGGGAUUUUUGAACAAGUCCUGCUCCCUCUCACCCUGUGGCCUUUAAUACACUGGAGAAGGUGAGGGUACAGAGUGGAGCUGGGAGAGAGGAGUUGUUACAUUACAAUGAAGUCAGCAGGCUGUGUCAGGAUGUGAAAGAGGAAUCAAUGGAAUUAGGGAGUGCAACAGCAAACUGUCCCCUCAGGAGAGGGUAAUUGGAGUGAUACAAAGGAGAGGAGUUAGAGAGAAUCAGUUCUAAUGGGGUAUUAGGGUAGGGAGGGGCAUUGAGGUAUAAAGGUGUGAAAACCUAGAUGAAAUAGUCUGAGAGAUCGAUCCCAGGCAGAGAGGUAUUCUGGAAGAGAUCCUUGGUUAGGAGGCUGGUAUUGAGGAGAGCAAAUCCUGGAGGUGUGCUGGAUUGUGGGAGAUGCACUGAAUCAUGCACUGACUGCAAGAGAUUUAUUUUGUGGCUGAUGAGUUGUUUUGUGGAAAUACAGUGGCUUGAAGAAUCUGACUGUGAUUUUUGAACUUUUUUAAAGCCCAAUGACCAGGGGUUUAUUCUCCAUCCAGUGACUGCAGGAUGGGAGAUUCAGAAAUGUCGAUGAUUUUUGGGUCAUAUGUAAAAGGCUGAGCUCAGCCAGUGAUGCCCUGUUGGCCGCCUACAGAUGUGUGCAUCCGUCUAUAGAUGGAUGUUUACCAUUUAUUCACCGCUGAAUAUUGUACUUGUUCUGACCUGUGCCUAGCUGCCUUAACUGGCUCAGCUGCUUAACCAUUGACAAUUACAAAAUUAAACAGCCUUAAGACUCAACCAUCUCCAUUCAUUAAAUGUUGUUGAAUGGUUGUGAUGGAGAGUUUAUGGUUCUCUUUGUCCUAGUGACUUAUGUUGUAUGUUUCAGGCUGUUUGAGUUCCUGCAGCUCUUCCCCAAGCUGUUAUCACCAGGUGUUAUCUCUCACUGAUCUGACACCAAUGCUGCCAGAUAUCAGGCAAUGUGAACUGGAGAACCAGCAGCAUUGCAUCUUGGGGAUUGGUGCCUAUGUAAGGUGGGUAGGGGGCUAUUGUGGGACAUUACUUGUUAAUUUGUCUCUACAUCACACUGGUAUGUAUUACUCAGUUUCUUGCUUUUGUUGGGUUCAGAGUAUUGUGACUAAGAGUCUGGGUGAAAUCAGUAUUCCUGGUGUGUAUGCAUAGCCCAGGAAAUUCUUGUAUUCAGUAACCUCCAGAUAAAGGAGUCUAGUAAAUAAUUUUUAAAUGGACUUGAGUGCAGCCAGCACUACUCAAUUCAAAGUGGAACUUUAUUAACCUGUCUUCAGUGCUUGAGCUCCUGGAGGCCUGCUCCCCCAUGGAUUACCGGCUCCCACCUUGCCUGCCCUCCCUCUUUUUUUUGGUCCUUGCUCAUCCUGCCCUGUACAGGGUACCAGGUCUCUCUUGGGUUACUAUCCUUUUGCACCUUGUCUUCAGUAUCUGCAGUUAUUCCUGUUUGAGCACUGUCUUAAGAGGAAGCAAUUCAGAUCAAUCUGGAAGCAUAGCCUGUAUCAAUUAAACUCCCCAAUCAGCUGUCGGGAGGAAACAUCUGUCAGUGCUGAAAAAUGAAAUAAAAACACAUGUUGGAAAUGCACAAAGCCUGGGAAUGAGAUGCUAAACUUGGGCCAGUUCUGGUUAAACUUGUUCUGUAUCAGAUACUAAUUAACUUGGUGUAUUUCCAACAUUUUCUGUGUUUUGUUCCAGUUUUCCAGCACUGGUUUCAAAGCUGGAAUCUGCUUCCCGAUGGAAAAUAUAGUGAUAACCACACAUUCCUGAUGUGUAUAGCCUGUUCAUCUUUUUGCUUAGAGGGUUGUAUGCCCAAACUUUGGGAGGUGAUGUUUGUAUGCCUGCUGGGUGCAUGAUGCUGCUGAACUCAGUUCCUGACCCAGAGGGAAUUGGGUAUGAAUAUUACGUAAAUCAGUGCUUUGUCCGACGGGGGAAGUUUGCUACAGGAAAUUCUUACUUUACUCGGAGUUAAAAUACAGUUUAUUUAGAUGAGGAAAGGGAAAAAUCAGGAAAGAACAACAUCGGACUCCUUUUGCAUGCACUCAAUUCUUUCCCCCACCCCACCCUCUCCCCCCCCGGCUCCGUCCAUCUCUCUUACCCGCUCUCUCUCUCUCUCUCACCCGCUCCCCCCGCUCUCUCUCUCACCUGCUUCCCCCACGCGCGCUCUCUCACCUGUUCCCCUCUCGCCCCCCCUCUCUCACCCAUUCCCCUUCUCUCCAGGGUAAAAUUGUCUGGAGUAGAAUUGGCCAAUAAAACAAAUAGAACAACACUAGAGAGGGAGUUCUUGGUGCAGGUGGGUAGAAAUGGGUUAAAUAUAGUAUUCAUCCAGCCCCACCUUAGAAACUAUUCUCUGAAACACCCUAAUGAUUGUGUCUUGCUGUCCUACUGUUUGUGGGACCAGUUUUAUAUAAAAUAUAUUAGUUGUUGAAUCAAAACUAAUUUCUCCAAGUUUGAGAGGAAGAUUCUGUUGGAAGCACUUGGGUCUAAUCCUUGAUGCUUUAUCACAAUUGCAAUAAAGAGAAUGUAACUUGUGCAUUUUUGGGCAGUGUCUUGAUGAAAGGAUGCUGCACCAAAUGUGGAAAAUUAGCUCAAAGCUCCUGUUGGUUUUUGUAGCCACACAAAUGGCAGAAAUUGAUCACAGAUGCUGAAGAUCUUUCUACAAACUCUUGAUUUCUAGAGAAAAAUAACAAUUAAUUAAUGAUGUUUUACAAUGUAACAACUGAAUCCUUUUCCUAUGAUUACUUCAUCAAAUUCAGGGACCUGUUCCAGUCAGGGCUUUGCUCUCAUUAACAGAUACCUGAAUGUUCUCACUCCUGGUGUGUGAUUCUAUUGACUGUUAACUGAUUUGAAAUGAAGUGCCUACAUUCUGUACGGUAAUGAGCUGAAAUAAAGGGAUCGACAGUAGAAGGAGCCUU
This is a messenger RNA of Carcharodon carcharias (great white shark), 6116 nucleotides long. RefSeq names its product dynamin 2a (gene dnm2a). Gene Ontology annotation, cellular component: cytoplasm; membrane; microtubule. The record is from RefSeq and is a predicted model, not a curated record. The transcript is spliced from 21 exons. Bases 87 to 2681 code for a protein of 864 amino acids. NCBI's taxonomy places the organism in Eukaryota, Metazoa, Chordata, Chondrichthyes, Lamniformes, Lamnidae. Gene Ontology annotation, molecular function: microtubule binding; GTP binding; GTPase activity.